AUGUCGGACUCUGUAGAUCGAGUCUUUGUUCAUGCGCUCAAUACCGUUAAGAGGAUUCCCCGGACCGGCACUGCGCGACCUCCCGCUGCCGAGCGGUUGGCUCUAUAUGGCUUGUAUAAGCAGAGUAUGGAGGGGGACGUGGAAGGUGUAAUGGAUCGACCGAUUGGGAAUACGUCAGAGGUGCACGCGGAGUGCGAGAAAUGGGAUGCAUGGUACGCGCAGCGCGAUAUGUCGCGCACCGAAGCCAAACGCCGAUACAUCUCAACCCUAAUCGACACAAUGCACGAAUACGCCUCCCAAACCCCCGAAGCACGCGAGCUAGUCUCAGAGCUCGAGUUCGUCUGGGACCAGAUUAAAUUCAACGCCUCCUCGUCGUCCAAUUCCAGUCCACUGAAUACCGUCGGUGUCCCGCCCUUAUCGCGCAGUGCAUAUGGGAGUAUUGGGGGUCGAUUGGCGGCCCAAUCGGACUAUGACCGUCCCGAUCGACGGGAUGAUACCAGUCGACGGGAUCGGGAUUCACGGUUACGGGUUCUCAGUCCUGUGAGCCAACCGGAGGAGGCGUCGUAUUACCGACGGGGGAGGGGAUCUAUAGAAAACGACGAUGGAAGUCGACAUAAUGAAGAUGAAGAUGAGGAUGAUGAGGAGUUUGAGGAAGCUCGUGAUAGCUUAUACGAAGAACAAGAUCAAGACGACCACGACGACAAUGACCCGGAUCAUGGUAGCUCGACCUCCAACACACAUACACUUACACAUACCGACGUCUCUUCACAGCACCAUCCCAAACACCGACGCAAUCCUGCUUCUGGAAUUAGUAUAGAUAGCAGUGGGAAUGGACUCACACGUCGUCGAGAUUCCCAGCCACAUUCACAAUCCCAGGAACCACCGAAAGACAGUCGCUGGCGUCGUCGUGUCGAGCAGGCCUUGACGAAAAUGACGGCUGAGAUCGCUGCUGUGCGGGAGCAGAUGGAGGCUCGAUCUGUUGCACAGCGUCGUCGGAAUGGGUUGUUUGCGUGGCUGAAGUGGAUGAUUUGGGUUGCUGUGCGGCAGAUCUUGUUUGAUAUUGCUAUGCUGGGUAUGUUGCUUAUUUGGAUGCGGUUGAGGGGGGAUCGUCGUGUCGAGCAGCGGCUUAAGACUGGUUGGGCCGCUGUUAAAGCCAGACUUGGGAAGUUUAAGCUUCUGAAGAUCGUGGAUAUGCCUAUUCUGCCAUAA
Messenger RNA from Penicillium hordei, 1209 nucleotides. Its product is annotated as acyl-CoA-binding domain-containing protein. NCBI's taxonomy places the organism in Eukaryota, Fungi, Ascomycota, Eurotiomycetes, Eurotiales, Aspergillaceae. The transcript has 4 exons. The record is from RefSeq and is a predicted model, not a curated record. The coding region runs from base 1 to 1209 and encodes 402 amino acids. Gene Ontology annotation, molecular function: fatty-acyl-CoA binding. Gene Ontology annotation, biological process: fatty acid metabolic process.